Dendroctonus ponderosae (mountain pine beetle) is the source of this 2758-nucleotide messenger RNA. Its product is annotated as zinc finger protein OZF. The record is from RefSeq and is a predicted model, not a curated record. Gene Ontology annotation, molecular function: DNA-binding transcription factor activity, RNA polymerase II-specific; RNA polymerase II cis-regulatory region sequence-specific DNA binding. Bases 346 to 1590 code for a protein of 414 amino acids. The transcript has 4 exons. Lineage: Eukaryota; Metazoa; Arthropoda; Insecta; Coleoptera; Curculionidae. Gene Ontology annotation, biological process: regulation of transcription by RNA polymerase II.
AAUAAUAUCCUAAAAUGUCUCACCCUGUACUCAAUUAAACUCCAUUAGUGGAAUGAACAGGAAAGCAUUGCAGAGAAAUUCUGUAAAUCGAAAAAUCCAGCAGGAAUACAUUCACACGCCAUCUGAACGCAACGGGUAUAACCAAAUAGGGGUAGUUGUAUCCCGCAGCUCUAAAGGGAUGGCAAUAUAAUCAGCUGUUUUUUGUUUUCCCAAUUUUCAUCAAUAUCUAUUAAGAUCUUGUACAAUUUAAUAGUGAUUAAACGAUGCUCUAGUGCUCCAAGUGCUAUUGGUGCUUUUCAAUUUCAUUGAUUUUGCCCGAGAUAUUUAUAAUUUUUUUCGCUAAAUAUGAAUGUGUCCUCUCUGGGAUUUUGGGACUUGGAGCCCCCAUUAUCCGAUAUUGCCCAAGUAUUUGAAAGCAAGUCAAAGCUUUGCUUGCAAUCGGCCUUGUGCCUCAUCAACCACAAAGACGAUCCUGCAAUCUUUACAAACAGGGAACCAUCCUGCACAAUCCCCGGCUGUGAAUGUGCCGAGUCGGAUAAUGCAGCUUUCAAUCGCAAUGAGCAACUCUUAAAACUUGUGCACAAUAAUGAUGCGACAAUUGAAGAGGAAUACGAAUCGCCAAAGAGUGUUCUUCCUUCUCAGGUUCUCAUCAAAGAUCCAGCAAGGUUUAAAAUAGAAGAGCGGCCGUAUAAAUGUGUUUGGCCCGAGUGCAGUAAAACAUUUCUUUUGAAACACCAUCUAACAACCCAUGAAAAAACGCAUACAGGAGAAAGGCCCCAUGUUUGUGUGCAUUGUGGAAAAAGCUUUACUCACAAGUAUUGUUUGAAUACACAUUUGCUUUUACAUACCAAUGAGAGGCCUCAUCAGUGCUCUGAGUGUAACAAGAGGUUUACAUUGAAGCAUCAUUUAAUGAGUCACAUUAAUGUUCAUAAAAGAGAAAAACCAUUUAUAUGUGGAGAUUGUGGCAAAAGCUUUCCAUUGAAAAAGCAAUUAAUUACCCAUGAAAAAUUUCAUAAAGGCGAAAGGCCCUUUGUGUGCAAGGAAUGCGGCGAUACUUUCGCACAGGAAAAUCAUCUAGUAAUGCAUUUGCGAUUUCAUGGAUCGUUAACGUCUUUUGUAUGUGGACAGUGCGGUGCUACUUUUACAAGAAAAUUUGAACUGGACAAUCAUGAACGACUUCAUGGAAAAGAACCGUUGAUUUGUUCCAUCUGCAAUAAGGAAUUUUUGCAAAAACGAACAUUGAUGACCCACAUGAAGCUUCAUGAAAAUAAAACAUCAUGCCGAUACUGCGGCGAUCCAUUUCCCAUUGAUAAAUCGGCAGGCCCUCAAACAAUCCUGCAUUUUUGCAAAGUGAAUAAGCACAGUGGUGCUAAAAAGGCGACUUCCGAUAAGGCAAAGAUGCCGCCUAAACUCAAUAAAAAUAAAAAGUUCUUUUGUGAUAUUUGCUUUCGAAAGUUCGGUGCCAAACAUGGACUCACCCAACACAAGAAACGCCAACAUAACAUUGGGGGCAAUUUGUUUUCGUGCCAUAUUUGUAAUAAGAGUUUUCGAGAGAAAAUUGACUUAGUUACACAUAAGCACUGUUUUUAGUCUUAAGCAGUUCAACUUUACAUAUUAGUUUAAAUAAAUUUCCAAAUGUUCUUCUUAAAAUACCGUAUUUGUGGACAGUGAUUCUACGACUGUAAAUAUCAUAUCUAAUCAUUCCCUAGUGAGAUCCUAGUAGCUUUAAUUCUAACUAUGAAAAUACAUGACAAUCUACGACGAAGUGGGUUUUUCAGCCAAUUUUCAUAUAUUUUUGCCCUCUUUUUGCGUUAUAAUCUCGGUAAAUAAUGAUUUUAAUUUAGUAAUAUUAAAUGUAUGCCUCUUACAUAAAUUAUUUUUACUAAGUGAAAAUGGAGAAAAUGCGGAAGGCGGGCAAAGAACAAAGCCUGCUUUAAGUAAAUGGUAAAUGGAUUUUCAUCCACUUUAGUAUCACUAUGUACACACCUUUCCUCUUUUAUCUACACUAUUGUUUUUCUCAACUUUUCUAAUAAGUCUUCUAUGAGCAAAUAUAUUUUUAAAAUGGUUAAAGCACUUAAUAGAUAAUCAAUUUUAACCUGUUUUUUAGUCUGUAUUUUUUACCUAGUACCAUUUAGUUACUUUUGUUUCAUUUUUUUUUUCGGACGAAACUAUUUUAAGUAAUAAAACGUUUUAAAUGUUAAAAUAAAUACUAUUUUAUGCUUUGUCUUUUUUGAAAAUUUUAAUUUUUUGUUUAGUAUUAGGUUAGCCUUUUUAUGUAUUUUAAUUGACUUUCGACAUAUUUGAACUUGAAACUUAAUAAUAAUGAGGGCUUGUUAUUUGUGGUUAUUUGUGUUAUUAGGUUAUUUUUAAAUUAUGUUAUUCUAUAAGCUUUCAAUAUAUUAAAUUCUGAAAGAAUUGGAUUUGUUUUACAAGUUUUACUUUGAGGGUGAUGAUUAAUUCAUACGAUCCUAAACAUCGCUCUCAGGAAAAGUAGGAAAUUCAAAUUCAAACAGUGUUUUAAAUCUGAUUUAAAAUAAUCAGUGAGGGUUUUAAAAAACCUGAAAAAAAUUAAGUUUUCUCUUGCCCAUCUUGUAGAUUCCGGCUUCUUGAGUCAUAAACAUACUUUUAUUUCCAACAAAUUAAAUUUCAUAGCAUUAAGGUAUAUUUUAGUGUUAUUGUAGGCAUUUGCCAUUCUCUAUAAUUCUAAUGUGAUCUAAUACUAAUAGUGACUGCUAAUAAACAUUUGUUGCAAAGUUAA